Leishmania major strain Friedlin is the source of this 5697-nucleotide messenger RNA. RefSeq lists its product as hypothetical. The coding region runs from base 1 to 5697 and encodes 1898 amino acids. The record is from RefSeq and is a predicted model, not a curated record. Lineage: Eukaryota; Euglenozoa; Kinetoplastea; Trypanosomatida; Trypanosomatidae. The transcript has a single exon.
AUGCAGGGAUCUCCAUACAGCCACCAAUCGACUACUGCUGAAGCGGUCGAUGCCCCCUACAGCGAUGCGCACAUUGCGACGGUGCUGUCGCUGUCGCCCUUCUCAGAUUUUUGCAAGUUGCGUGAUAAGUGGGCCGCCAAGCCGCUGAUCCGCGGCUGCUAUGUCGGCAUGUGUGGCGGCGACCCGGCGCAGCGGGAGCGGCGCGAAGACUUCGAGCUCAUCACGCUCAACACCUCACCCUCGGCAUCGUCACAUGCGUUUGGCGGCGGUGCACGUCUGAGCGCCGUGUGGGGGCAAGUAGAGGCGUACAGCCGAUCCGCAGCAGGCAAGACGAUUGAUCCGGCGCAGCAGCGGACGCCGCUGGCGCUGGAGAAGUCGAUGCACUUUCUUGUCGAGCACUACCUGCGCGUGCCGCACACGCCCCUCGUCUACGCAGAGCCUUUCCGGGUCUGGGGCUACCUGUGGGACCGGUUUCGCGGUAUCCGCACGACGUGGGGUCCUCAGCUGCCCCCGAGCAACGUUAGCCUUCAGGGAUACGUGGACAGCGAAACGGGUCGCACGCUCUCCGUGGAAGAGCUGCACCGCGAGAGCUACCGUCGCGUGCGCUGGCUCGAGUUCACCGUCGCCGCACUCGCCGUGGGCGGGGCGUACCUCUGCUGCUCCCCCGAAGGCUGCCAGCGGUUCAUGCAAGACAAGAAGCAGUUCCUCGAGUCCAUGUCGCAGUGCUUCACCGACCUCACCGUCUUCUACCGGGCAGAGCAGCGGCACCGCAACGCCGAGUUCUUUUCUGUACUGCUGCUGCUCUACGGCCUGCAGCAGGAAAUGAAGGUCGAGGACCGCUCGUCGUUCUGCCGCUUCCACACGGUCAUCGUGAACGGCGAGCCUCGCCUGUGUCCAGAGAACGCGUCGGAAAGUGUCAACCUUGCGCAGGUGUACCGAGAGCUGGAGAAGCAGCCGCACAUGCUCGAGACGCAGCCGGUGCGGGUGGCCCUUGAGCUCAUCCACUUCUGGGCGGCGCGGCAGUGGUUUCAAUUCUUCGAAUUCUGCAAGUCUGCCCCCAUGACACUGCUGCAGCGCGCUGUCGUCUUCCAGUCCUUCACCUACGGUCGCUACCGCGCGGUACUGGAUCUUGUGUUGCCCAACUACUACGUCUAUCCAAAACUGCGCGUGCGACAUGCCAUCCUGGUCGCCGAGUUGGCCGACCAGCUCAUGAUGAACCAUGACCAUUGCCUCGAGUUCCUGAAGCGGAUGGGCCUUGAUGCUCAACUCGAGUGCAAGACUCCGCACCAGCUGCGGCAACAAGCGGCAAGCUCCUUCUACCCCAUCGCGUCACCGCCGUCCGGCCCCACGGCUGCCACCGUCGCAGAAGCCUCCGCGAGUGGUGGUAAAGCCGGCUGGUACCUGAACCUGUGCCACCCGAACUCGGACCCUCUCAUCACGGCAGAUGAGCUCGAGAAGAGGUGCGUUAAUAAGCGGGCUCUCUUCUUCCCGACGCACCCCACCUUCUUCGGGUUUCGCGUCUCGCACGUGGCGUACGAGCGCUUCCCAGACGCGAAGGGUUUUCCAACCGCCGGCACCGAAGACGUCUGUGAUGCGCUUGCGGUGGCCGGAAGCAGCUCGCCAGUCGGCCGCGGCGCCGUGCGAUCCCCCUCGGGUCUUCAGGGCCGCGUCGCACCGCGGUCAAAGCCGGGUACGUUGCCGAGGAGGCGUUCAGGGUUGGCAGGCCGCGGUGACUCCGGGGACGGCGGUGAUGAGGACUACUAUUUCGAUGAGUACUGCCACGACGGCGGUAACGACGAAGAGUGCGAGAGGGAUGACGGUAGCGGUAGCGAUGACGGCGGCGCCUACCGGAACACGGGCGAUGGCUGCGACUCGCCACCGCAGCGGCAAUCAACGGUGUCUCCUCCCUCUGCGGUGUCGCCCUCCUUGGACAAGGAAGCGGCUCUGCUCGGCCAGCCUGGAUGCCCCGUGAACCUGAUGGAGGUGUUGGAGGUCUACUGCCCACCCUACAACAGCGAAGUCGCCGCGCUGCGGCUGUCGGACGCCAGUGAGGAGCUGUUUGCGUCGCUGCCGGCGCACCGCGCGGAAAUGCUGCUCCGCUGCCGCGAUGCGCACCGGCGAGCCCGGCACUGGCAAAGGGCGUCCGCGCGUGACGCUGACACGGCGGCGGCGGUGCCCGAGGAGGAGGCGCUGUACUGGGCAGAGAAGAUGGAGAUGGAGUCCGUCUCCACGGCGAGCAGCCUCUUCGACGGCAGCGAUGACGACGAUGUGGACGACGACGAGGGAGAGGGACAUGACGUUGAUGCGCCGCUGCCGCAUCGCACUGCAGUCGCGGACGUGUCGUUGUCAUCGCGGGCCGACGCUGUCCCACCAGCAGUCAUCGAAGCCCGGCAGCUGCUCACCGCUAUCCGGGAUAACCCACUCUACGCGGCAGCCGCAGCAGACCACGCGGAGGCGGAGGAGAAGGCUCGGCGAGCGAAGCAGGCAAAGGCCGACGCGCGAAGAGGGACAACCGCCGCAGAGGCAGCUCGAAGCGACCAACCGCAGCAAGCUCCGACACUCAGUGAGACGGGUUCAUGCAUUGUCGCCCCUCUGCCAGACGAUGACAACAAUGACGCCGACCAGCGCUGCAAGUCGCAGAACCCACGUGUUGCUGUCGAGCUGCCAGCAACGCUACCGACUCGGCGCCUAGUGGACAUAAUUGGAAACGAUGCUGGUGCGCAGGCGGUUACAGAGGGCAGUGCGAGGGGCCCCCGAGACGUGAGCGCGACGCAUCAGGAGCGGCAGCAAAGUGUGGACCGGGAAGACUCAGCCACGACGGUGGAGCCGCACCGGCAUCUGCAGCCACAGAAGCCAGCGUCCCCAUCACCUCCGUUGUCGAUGCCGACGCUUCAGCCUCUCGUGCCCACGGCGGCCAACGUGUUCACACCUGGCAAACGUGAGCCGACCGUUGUUGCUGGCACCGACAACACAACACCGAUCCCCACGGCGGGGCAGCGCGAGGGCAGCAGCAGCGGCAGCAGCAGCGGUAGCGGUGCACCAAUGCUAGGCUACAGUCAUCUAAAGCCGCUGAAACAGACGCUGUCCGGCGACGGCGAGGAUGACGAGAAGAGCGCUGGUGCUGACACAGAGCCAGGGCUUUUGAGUGGCAGUGACGAGCCCACCUCCGCGUCUGCUGUCGACGGCUCCGAGGCGACAUUGGACAGCAGCUCCGCCGAGGGCGACACAUCGGCGCCGCCCUGUCCGCCUCUGUGGGGCGGACAGCGUGCUUUGCCGGUGCCACCGUCGACGGUGACGUCCGACAGCUUCACGCCGCGGUUUCCACCGGAAACGCGACCGGAAUAUUCAGCAGCCGGUGCAGUGUCUCACCGCACCGGCGGAGAGGCGGCACGAGGAGCCGCUAGCGAGAACGAGAGCGGCGAGGAUGCUGUUGCGGAGGUGCGGGCACGCGUCAGCGACGAAGGUGUCUGGAAGCACCACAGGGCCGAGACGGCGUGGCAGCGUGGUGUGCGCGUGCAGCGACCGUCACCGGUGCCUAUCCCUGCCGCCUCCGUGGACGUCUUCGCUCGCGCGUGCGUUCCCCUUAUUGAGGAGUACCUGCAUCUGUGGGUGCGACUGACACACGAAGACGACACGACGCUGCGCACGGCAGCGCAGUACGUGCUCGAUAUCCGUGAAGCUCAGGCAGAGGCGCCAGCUACGCAGGGCGCCAACGGUGGCCCCGAGGGCGGCGAUGAAGCUCGUUGUGCGGUACACACUCGGCGAGGGCGCCUGGCGCAACGUCGUUGCAACAGCGCACUGAGAGGCGGAAGAGGAGCAACAGUGGCAGCGUCCACAUGGUGGCGGCAGCGGCGUCUGCGAAGCACCGCCCGUGCGAUGGCGCUCGUGGCUCGUCAGCUUCUCACCACGGCGGUGCUUCGGGGAAGCAUGAGCGAGUACGGGCAGCUGAUGCGGGACCUCUCCCUAUCAGGGUGGGCGCCCUCAAAGGCGGCAGACCACGAUUCGGCUUUUGGUGGCGGUCUCCACGCAACGGACCCUAGCCGCAGAGGCGUGGCGAUGGCGCGCGCGACGCAGCGGCACUGUGCCACCUACGACGACAGCGACGACGCGCGAGCGGCACGCCUAAGCCGCGGUUGCUCCGUGGCCAUGCUCUCUGCAAGCAACGUUGACGCGAUUCUCGCCGCCGCGCAGACACAAUCUAACAGGACUUUGGCGAGCACCGCGGAUGGCGCAGUAACCGCGUGGCCCUUGGCCACGAGUGCUGCCUCGACGCGCUCUGCGGUGCCCUUCACGUUCACGCAAGAAACGGCAGGUCUUGGCUACGCGAAGGACACAUGCGAGGCCGCCUUGGGCGAAGCCAUGAACACCGUCUUCAGCUGCGCCGUUGGAGCAGUGACGCUGCCCGCCCGCGACUCACUCGCUGCUUUACUCUCCAGUGCGGUCGACGUGUCGCUCGACUCUGCCGACGCCUGCAGCCACUCCCGCCGCACCUGCACAGCGGCAGCGCUGCAGCUCACCAGCAUCUAUAUCUGGGUGAGUGCCGAGAGCUACUGUGACUGCGAGUGCCCUGCCACGCCGGUAGCCGUAGCCGACACCGGCGCGGCGGACGCGGCGCUGUUUGCUCGAUUGUUUCAGAGUGAACGGGAGCGGUGGCUCGUGUCCGUGAUGCUGCCGGCAACCGCAUGCACGGCAUUCGAGGUGUUCGGCGAUGUGGAUAACCGAAGCGACGAUGAUGAUGAUGAUGAUGAUGAUGAUGAUGAGCGACCAUCGCGGGGGCAGUCCAACGCCAGGCGACGGGGCAGAAAGCGUUGUCGCAGCAGCGCGCAGCACAGCCACGUCGGCGACAACACGCGCAGUGUUCGAUGGCUGAGUGAAGUGGACACGGAUCCGCACAGCGUGACCUGCACGCCCUCUCCAGCCCCGCUUGUGGCGCGGCUGUUUCAACGCGAUCAUGUCGCAGAGGUGCGGAUGGUGCGCUCCGCAGUGCUGUCCCCUGGGCACAGCGUCGGCGCUUCGGCCCAUGGGAGCAGCACCCUGCCACUCGUGACACGCAUCGCCCUCUACGGCUGCGACACGCACACGCUGCCGCGCCUGCGUGUGCGGCGCGAUGGCGGGGUGCGGCUUGCGCAGCAGCACAGCGGCUUCUCGGCAGAUGACGGCCACGCAAAGGCUGAGCAGGUGCAAGCCUCGCCGGACUCCACGCGAGCGCUUGCGAUGUCCCAUGCCCACUACACGGCCUUCCUCACCGUCGACAUCGCAGAACCGGGGUACAUGGUGAAGGCACGGCGUGCGUUGGCAGCAGUCGUAGCAAGCCACGUCGGGUACACGACGACUGUAACUGCGCGUGGCGCGGCGACGGCGAUGGAGUGGAACGGUCACUGGGAGGGGGUGCCGGAGCAGAACUGCGUGGAGGGCAUUGUUUUGUGCCUCCUAAGCUCCCCCGCGCAGCUGACGGACACUGCCUCUAUCGUUGCAGAGCUCGAGGGCAUGUUCUCGGGCCUUUGGCAUCACCGGCACGGCGCAGGCGAGAGGCAUAAGACUAAUACCGUCGCCGCAGCUUCCGCGCCGGCUGUUGUGGGCGUUGAGAUCGUGUACGGGGAUGCAGAGGGGGCAAGGGCAGCCAUGAAGAAGGGCAUGCGGACGCUCCUGUCCACCUACGCGCAGCAGGCGAUGACUGCGUUGGACAACGACAGCUGA